Messenger RNA from Hypoxylon trugodes, 2438 nucleotides. Its product is annotated as heterokaryon incompatibility protein-domain-containing protein. The record is from RefSeq and is a predicted model, not a curated record. The transcript is spliced from 2 exons. Bases 289 to 2352 code for a protein of 687 amino acids. NCBI's taxonomy places the organism in Eukaryota, Fungi, Ascomycota, Sordariomycetes, Xylariales, Hypoxylaceae.
CAAAUUCAUAAAAGAGCAAUCAAUAAUGUUUUUUCGCUCUGUCAUAUCAACGAUCUUAGACCCCCGUCAACCGGUGCUCAUUUCUAUCUCAACAGGGUGUGCCGCCAUCCCCGCGCGUCCAACCGCUGCCGUACUUAUGCAGCACGGCGACUUUAUUUGAAAAUUACACAGCGAUGCCUGGCUGACCUCUUCAGUCCCACCUACCUAGGUACCUAUAUAUUUAUGCUCCUAGGCCGGUAAUUUUGGUUUCCUCGAACAUACCUACUACUUCGUCAGAUUAAAUACGAAAUGGAUCCCAACGUGACCCUGCCUAACAGUCGAUUUGGACCUCGGCUAUGUGAAUAUUGCAUUGGCUUCUUUUCCUGGUUGGAACGUCGAGGCUCUCGUCUAGAUUCUUUUCGCUACGAACAUCACCCCAGCACAGAUAGUCUAAAAAGCGCUUCGCAAUCUGGGUGCUAUUUGUGCGCCAUUCUGGAAUACGUACUUCGAGACCGGCAAAAUAUGAAGGGGACCUAUAAUGGAAUGAUACUGCGUUUAUUGGACUUUGGAAUUAGUAUAAUGUUAUGUUUGGGCUUUAAAAACUCUGAGAAGGUUUUCACGAUCGGGUUCAUCGUGAAAGCCCCCGCAAUCGACUCUAACCCCCCGAAUACACCACUGAACCGUGACACGCAUUAUGCGCCCCCUAUCUCGACGGGAUGCUCGCAAGCCUGGGAAUUGUGCCGCUCAUGGCUGGAUAAUUGUAUACGAACUCACGAGAAGUGCAAAGCUAGUCAACGCGCCGCCUGGUAUCCGAAGAGACUUCUUUGCAUUGGUGGCAUUAACAAUGGGGAUUUCAAUAACGAUCCCCGCCGCGUAAAUAUUCAACUUCACGAAACACAGGAAAAAACCCCUACAGGGCCCUAUAUGACACUCAGCCACUGCUGGGGAGACAAUAUCAAUGAUAUGUUAAGACUGGGAGAAGAUUCCUAUAAGAAGCGACUUAGCGAUGGUUUUACGUAUGAGGAGCUUCCUCAGACUUUCAAGGACGCCGUUCGUCUAUGUCGAUUUCUAGACUGCGAAUACAUCUGGAUUGAUUCGCUAUGCAUUAUUCAAAACUCGCCCAACGACUGGACACAUGAGAGCAGGACCAUGGCGGACGUAUAUCAACAUUCGAUAUGUAAUAUAGCUGCUACCGCAUCGACGGGACCAACUAAGGGCUGCUUCUACCCCCGCAAUCCCAUAAUAGUUGCUCCUAUGGAAAUUACACUACGUAUGAGAAUUGAGGGGAGACGCCCAUCUCCGAAAAAAUAUACUUUCUUCAUUGGCAGCAAAUGGAAUACGAAUGUUGAAGAGGCACCGCUAAACACACGAGCUUGGGUACUGCAGGAACGUAUAUUAGCGCCACGACAAAUACAUUGUGGGAGAGAGCAGCUUUUAUGGGAAUGCCCCCAGCUUACAGCCUGUGAAGCUUUUCCUUUUGCAAUGGAAACUCAAGAGUUGCCCCAUUUCGAAGAUCCCAAGAUGGAGAGUCCGUUAAAACUAAGUUCUAAGUUGCAGGAACUUGUGUUUGAACUUGAGAAGACACCAUCACACCACAACGGGGCCGCCCUCGAAACCAGAAUUGCAAGAUUGAAAGACGAUCUCCAUCAGACCUGGCCAAGUAUCGUCAAAACUUAUUCAAGUCGCCAUUUGACAAAUAAAUCCGAUAGGUUAGUUGCUCUAUAUGGAGUUGCAUGUCGAAUCCAAAAUGUUCUGAAAGACGAAUACGUCGCGGGCUUGUGGCGGUCGCAGUUACCUUGGCAGCUUCUUUGGCAGGCGAGGGAAAGGGGCGGCUCUACCUUAUACAAUAUCGGCCCCUCGUGGAGUUGGGCUAGCCUGGACGGAAUGAUUUAUUGGAAAGUUCCUGGACUCAAUUGGGGAGUUCAAAGCGACAUCAUGUUAGACAUCCUCGACGUUCAUAACGGGCACACGACCACCGAUACCAGCGGCAGGAAGGAAUCCCGCUUAGCACUGCGAUGUUUCCUUUACAAAUUGCACGGGCCUAAAGGGAAAUACACCCACAUCUCGUUACGAACACAUCAGCUUAGCAAUACCGAACAUAUUGCCCUCGAGUUCCAUUGUACCUGGGACCUACGCUUUGACGUGACGGAUGACGUCCUAGAUAGCCUCAUUCUCCCAGACCAGGUGUAUGCAGUGCCUGUUCUUUCAGGGAGCCAUGGUUGCGUAGAUGGAUUAUUUGUGGGCCCCUGCCGAGAGAAAGAAAAAGUAGGGUUUUAUAGGCGUGUUGGUACGUGGUGGUGCAUCGAGGAGAGGACGGUCCAACAUAUGCGCUCCGCUGCGGAUAAGGAUAAAGAGGCAAUAACCCUCAUUUGACUUUGGGGCUACUAUUUCUUCGUUGGAGUUUCGGCGGUACAAGACCAUAGGUAGUGGUAGCAUUGAUUCAAUGCCUCGGAUGGCUU